Bombina bombina (fire-bellied toad) is the source of this 1566-nucleotide messenger RNA. It is a transcript of the gene ANKRD34B, whose product is annotated as ankyrin repeat domain 34B. Gene Ontology annotation, molecular function: protein binding. The transcript has a single exon. The record is from RefSeq and is a predicted model, not a curated record. NCBI's taxonomy places the organism in Eukaryota, Metazoa, Chordata, Amphibia, Anura, Bombinatoridae. Bases 1 to 1566 code for a protein of 521 amino acids.
AUGGAUGAAACAGUGGACAUCACAACUGAAGGUAACUCUCUUAUUAAAGCAGUCUACCAAAGCAGACUUCGUCUUACAAGAUUGUUGUUGGAAGGAGGAGCAUACAUCAACGAGAGCAAUGAUCGUGGAGAAACACCACUAAUGAUUGCUUGCAAAACAAAGCAUGUAGAUCAUCAAAGUGUCAGCAAAGUAAAAAUGAUUAAAUAUCUUCUGGAAAACAAUGCAGAUCCUAACAUCCAAGAUAAAUUUGGAAAGACAGCUUUGAUGCAUGCAUGCUUGGAGAAUGCUGGUGCAGAGGUGGUUUCUUUGCUUUUGGAAAGUGGAGCUGAUCCAAGCUUACAGGAUCGCACUGGUUUCUCUGCUUUGGUUUAUGCUGUCAACUCAGAAGAUAGAGAAACACUUAAAAUUCUGCUCAAUGCAUGUAAGGCAAAAGGCAAAGAAGUUAUUAUUAUUACAACAGACAAGUCUCCUUCUGGAAGACAGACUACAAGACAGUAUCUAAAUGUCCCACCAUCUCCAGGUGUAGAGGGAAGUAGUUCUCCAAGCCCUUGUACCUCACCCUCAGAAAUAGAGCUAAAAACCUCCCCCACUCCAUCUGAAACUGCUUUAGAACCAGAAAGGGAACUAUUUAGCUUUAAAGAGGUCAAUACUUCAGCUGGAUUCAAUGGAUUAUCAGAACCAGGUUCUCCUACUAAGAAGCCGCAUUUAAUGCAUGUUGGUGCAAAGUUACCACUCCUACAGAGACUGCACUCUGAGCCUUGGUUGAAGAUACCACCAUCUUUGCUGCAUCAACACAAAGUGUCCUCUCUACAAGAGGAACUGCAAGAUAUUACUCCAGAAGAAGAACUUUCUCUUAAAAUGAAUGGCUUAGUAUUUUCCAAGCGUUCUCUCACUCGUCAUCAGAGCAUUGAUGUGAAAGAUGCUGCACAUCUUUUAAAAACAUUUGACCAGGCCGGCGCAAGAAAGAUGUCAUAUGACGAAAUCCAUUUACAAUCCCUUUAUAAUGAUGGAUCUACUAAUAAAUCAGACAUUCCUGUAGACCAAGAUCCAGACUCAAUGCACUCAGUGUCAAGCUUAAGAAGUAUAGUUCAAAGAAGAAAUUUAGGAGCUAAUCACUACAGCUCUGAUUCUCAGCUUACAACGCGUUUAGGCCUUGUCCCUACAGAGGACAGUAAAUCACUUCUGGAAAAAAAGAAAAUGUUUUCUCCACCGUCUAUGCUGUCAGGCUCCAGAGAGUCUCUGGAAAGCAUUUCUGUUAUACCUCUAAGCAGAAGGAACCAUGCCAUGCUAGAGAGAAGGGGGUCUGGAGCAUUGCUUUUAGAUCACAUUUCUCAUACCAGGCCAGGGUUUCUUCCACCUCUGAAUGUGAAUCCUCACCCACCUAUUCCAGAUAUCAGUGUCCAUAGUAAAAUGGGUACUGUAAUGUCCACAGGUGCAAAGAUAUUCAUACCCACAGCUCCUCUGUUUCCAAAGGAAUCAAAAAGUAAGAAAAUGCUGCUUAGGAGGCAUUCAAUGCACACAGAACAGAUUAAACAACUUGUAAACUUUGAAGAAAUUGUUGGCUAA